AACAAACACAUUUUUGUCUGAACUUCUAUUACAACUUGUAAGGUGGCAAAUAGUUUAUUUGAUAAUAAAUAACUAAAUGACAAUAUUAUGAAUUUUUUUAUUUAAAAUAAUCAACAAAAUUAGUUAAUUAGGAAUAUUUCUACCUAACAUGUACCUCCAAGUCCUCAACCUAUCCUACCGUGUGACUUGGAUGCCCACUCAACAUGGUUAAUUAAUAAUUAGGAACAUUUCCCCAUUAUCUUUAAAAAAUUAUAAAGUAUUUCUCCAAGAAAUAAAAAAUGAAACUUCUCGUUUUUUUUUGUUUUGGUUUUUUUUUUUUUGACGAAAAGUAGGGGCAACUCAUCCAUCAACGCAGUCAACAAAAUGGUUAGAAUAUAGACUGCCGCGCCAUCCAAUAUAUGCCCAAGUUUUAAGCCACACUUCACAUCCGAUAUCCAUAACCCUCAAAGUAUGAAGAAAGCAGCUGGUGGUCAAGCAUCCGCCUCCUUGAAGGAGCCGUCUUCUCCUUCUCCUUCCGAUCCCAAGCAGCAGCAGUUUCUUCCAGUUGGAGAGUACGAAGUGUUCUUAAGUUUCAGAGGUCCAGACAUUCGCGAUUCCUUUGCCGAUUGCGUCUACAGAGGUCUGAUUCGUUCCAAGAUCCGCACUUUCAGAGACGAACAAGACUUACCAAAGGGGGAAAAGAUGGAACAUUUUCUCCUCCGAGCUAUCGUCGAGACAAAGAUUUACGUCCCCAUCAUCUCCCCCACGUACGUUGACAGCAGAUGGUGCCUCCAGGAGCUUGCCAAGAUGGUGGAGUGUUGGAAGCAAGGGAAGGGACACGUCAUCCUUCCGAUCUUCUACUUUGUUGCUCCCAGUGAAGUGAAGAAACAGGAAAGCGCCGGUUUCAAAUCGGCGUUUGAAUUGUACGGCGAGAAAUUUGACGCUGCGACCAUCGGGGAAUGGAAAGAAGCUCUCAAAGAAGUCGGGGAAAUGAAAGGUUGGCACGUGACAGAACUUGUUGGACAGGGGACUGUGAUAAACGAGGUUUUCGUACAAAUUGAAUGCCAUCUAAGGAACAGUUACAAGUUGGCCACAGAUGAGUUGGUUGGAAUUAAUUCCCACGUAGAAAACAUGAAGAAACUGUUGAAUCAUGCUGAUUCUAAUACUCAGAAAAUUGUGGGUAUUCAUGGUAUGAGCGGUACUGGUAAAACAACUAUAGCUAAGGCCGUCUACAAUGAAGUUUGUGUACAAUUUGACCAAUCAUGCUUUCUGGAGGAUGUACGAAGAAUUUUAUCAUCGGAGAAUGGUGGUGAUGUUACUCUGCAAACUAAUAUUAUUUCAAGUAUUCUGAAGGUUGAUUCUCAAGUUAGAAAUGUCGGGGAAGGAAUCAACAUCAUAAGAGACAGAGUUUGCCGACACAAAGUUCUUAUUGUUCUUGAUGACGUGGACGAAAGAUUCGACUUCGAUCGAGUUUUCGGUAGAUUAGACUACUUUUCUACAGAAAGUAGAUUUAUUAUCACUACGACGGACAAAAGGGUUUUGAUCAAGUUUGAUCAUAAGUUGUACGAACCAGAAGAAAUGAGUCACGAGUACUCCCUUGUGCUUUUCAGCAAGCAUGCUUUUGGGGCUGAUCAUCCUCCAGCGGAGUUCCUCGAUACGUCCGAGAAGUUCGUUGAAGCCGCAUCAAGAUUACCCAUAGCUCUUAAGGUCAUAGGAUCACUUUUGUUUCGUAGAGACAUGAAAUUUUGGGAUGCAAAGCUGACGGAAUUAAGGAGCAUGCAUCCUACCAAGGUGCAAGAGAGAUUGAGGAUCAACUACAACGAAUUGACGUACUACGAAAAACAAAUAUUUCUUGACAUCGCUUGUUUCUUCGUCGGGGAGGAUAAGGAAAUACCUUUUUACAUGUGGGACGGCUCUGGUUAUAACCCUGAAGGUGGGAUUGAUUCUCUUUUGAUGAAGUCCCUGAUUAAAAUCAACGAAAGGAAUCAAUUUUGGAUGCAUGAUCACUUUAGACGACUAGGCGAACACAUUGUUCAAGAAGAUUAUCCACAACAACCUUUCAAGCGUAGCAGAAUUUGGUCCAACGAAGAUGCUUUGGAGAUUUUAAGAAGUGGUGGUAAGGGGAGUAAUUAUUAUCGAGUAGAAGCUUUAAGAAUUGACAUGAGACAUAUGAUCGAAGACCAGGAUGGCGUCGUACCAUUAAUGAAGAAGCUGCCAGGGUUAAGAUACCUUGAAGUUGCCUAUGGAAGGCUGGUCGGAGAUCUCAAAGAGGCUCUUCCGAAGCUACGAUGCCUUCGACUGCGCCAUUGCAGCUCCGUUCCGGCCAGUUUCAGCAUGGAGGAAUUGACAGUUCUCGAGCUACGUGGUUCCGCAGUGAAAGAUGAUUGGCAAGGCUGGAACAGACUACUACUUAAGGGAGCACGCCAGUUGAAAGUUGUGGAUCUCUCAUCGUGUCGUGACUUGGAAACACCUCCAGAUUUGUCUCGAUGUCCAAGUAUGCAAGUGCUCAAUCUCUCCCACUGUUCAGCAAUGAAAGGAAAACUCCCCAUUAGCAAACUCACCGAGCUAAGGCAGCUCAACAUCUCCCGAACCAAGAUAUCAGAGCUAAGUGGUGGCGACAAUCUUACUACCAAACUUCAGAAGCUCCAAACGAUCAAUGCGCUGGAUUCAGCUCUGACAAGCUUGCCGACCGAUUUACAACACUUGAACUCACUCAAGACCUUAGAAUGGACAACCAAUUCAAGAAAUGCUAUUAACGUGGAUUACAAUAAACUACUUUUUCUGCCGGCGGGUUUGACCCGCCUGACUCUCUCACGCACCGUAGUAGCCAACCUUUCCGAUCUCGAGGAUUUGGAAGAGCUACGAUUUGAGCAUUGUCCUCGUGAGAACUCGAUUCUCGAGGAUAUAGCGCGACUGCUCAAGUUGAAGAUCCUAAUGCUGCGGUUCUCUGAUGACAACCAUGGUUCAAACUGGGACGACCGGAGAGCCAACACGUUGCUGGCUCUUCCGCCGUCCCUGACCCGCCUCCAUGUACGCCACUACAUGCAUCGGGAGAAUUAUUUCCCGAGUCUCGUGGGAUUGACCCGGUUGACCGAGUUGUAUCUGAUACAAGUCGGUUUCCUGGAGAUCCCGAGUUUGAACCAGCUUGUUGCGUUGGAGACUUUGAGGAUUUUCGAGGCGCCAAAUCUAGUGAAUUUGGACGGGCUCGAGGGGCUGGAGCACUUGAUGUACCUAACUGUUGAGAAUUGUGGUGCCCUGAAGACGAUUCCCAGUCUUCGGGCUAGUUCGACCAAAUUGCAGAAACUAGUGAUCCGCAGGUGCCCUCGACUGACUGAGAUUCAAGAAUUCGUUAAGUUGAAACGGUCUUUACCAAGUCAGCUCAUACGCAUACGGGAGUGUCCUAGUCUCGUGAUUGUUGACGAGGAGGGAUCUUCUUUAGGCCAAGACAGUGCAAGGACAAGUUUCAUUAGUACAGCUGGUUGAGGCGAAAACAUUAUAUAUAGAUCGACCAAACAGCUUUUUCCCAUUGAAAUUAGCAAAUAAUCAAUCGUAUUAUUAAUUAUUAGGCUUUGUAUCAUUUGCUUUUGCUACAAGUGUUGAAGAUGAUGUGUGUGAAGUAGCCGUUGGAACAAAGUUCAGUUUGGUCCUCAUGUUUCUGUUUUGGUUUAAUUAAGUCAGUCGUCAAGAUAGGAGUCAGGUUAAAAGUUGUUAGCUGGUUUUCAGCAAGUAGUUGGAUAGCUAAUCAUGGUCUCUGAUGUUUAGGGAUCUAUGAUCAGUUUGUUAGAGUCUCUGAUUGUAUGUAAGCAUUCAUUGAGAAUCAAUAAAGUUUGUCAGU
This is a messenger RNA of Linum trigynum, 3814 nucleotides long. The record is from the annotation of a GenBank genome assembly. NCBI's taxonomy places the organism in Eukaryota, Viridiplantae, Streptophyta, Magnoliopsida, Malpighiales, Linaceae.